GGGGUCUGUCUUUGCAGUGCAUGUUGGGAAGAACUACGUUUCCGUCCGGUGCCGAAGUCUCCCGCGCGCGCGGCGGUCUGGCGCAUGCUAGAGUACUGGGCUCCCGGAAGUAGAAUCGUCCCCCUCGGUCGCGUGGCCCGGAAGCAGCCGUCGGGUUUAUACGGAGGAGACGCUCGCCAUGUCUCUCAUCUGCUCCAUUUCUAAUGAGGUGCCUGAGCAUCCCUGUGUGUCUCCAGUCUCAAACCAUGUGUAUGAGCGAAGACUGAUUGAAAAGUAUAUUGCAGAAAAUGGAACCGACCCAGUAAACAAUCAGCCAUUGUCUGAAGAGCAGCUCAUAGACAUUAAAGUUGCCCACCCAAUUCGACCAAAGCCACCCUCUGCUACUAGCAUCCCAGCGAUUCUGAAGGCACUUCAAGAUGAAUGGGACGCUGUCAUGUUGCACAGUUUCACUCUUCGGCAGCAACUGCAGACCACACGCCAGGAACUCUCUCAUGCCCUGUACCAGCAUGAUGCUGCCUGCCGUGUCAUUGCCCGUCUCACCAAAGAGGUCACUGCUGCAAGAGAAGCUCUGGCAACUCUGAAACCACAGGCUGGCCUCAUUGUUCCACAGGCUGCACCUUCGCAGCCCAAUGCUGUGGGUGCCGGUGAGCCAAUGGAUUUAGGAGAACUGGCAGGAAUGACCCCAGAAAUUAUCCAGAAGCUUCAAGACAAAGCCACAGUGCUGACCACGGAGCGUAAAAAGAGAGGAAAGACUGUGCCGGAGGAAUUGGUGAAGCCUGAAGAACUAAGCAAGUACCGACAGGUGGCUUCACAUGUGGGACUGCAUAGUGCCAGCAUCCCAGGCAUUCUUGCUCUCGACCUGUGUCCUUCUGACACCAACAAGAUCCUCACAGGUGGAGCAGAUAAAAAUGUUGUUGUGUUUGACAAGAGCUCAGAGCAGAUCCUGGCAACUCUCAAAGGCCACACCAAGAAGGUCACUAGCGUAGUGUUUCAUCCAUCUCAGGAACUAGUGUUCUCAGCUUCUCCAGAUGCCACUAUCCGGAUCUGGUCAGUCCCUGGUGCUUCAUGUGUGCAGGUUGUGCGUGCCCAUGAGAGUGCUGUGACAGGGCUGAGUCUCCAUGCUACAGGUGACUAUCUGCUGAGCUCUUCUGAUGACCAGUAUUGGGCCUUCUCUGACAUCCAGACUGGCCGUGUCCUCACCAAGGUCACAGAUGAAACUUCUGGCUGUGCUCUCACCUGUGCUCAGUUCCAUCCUGAUGGGCUUAUUUUUGGGACAGGGACUAUGGAUUCUCAGAUUAAGAUUUGGGACUUGAAGGAACGGACUAAUGUAGCAAAUUUCCCAGGGCAUUCAGGCCCUAUCACCAGCAUUGCCUUCUCUGAGAAUGGCUACUAUCUGGCCACUGCAGCGGAUGACUCUUCUGUCAAACUGUGGGAUCUGCGCAAGUUGAAGAACUUCAAGACGCUGCAACUGGACAAUAAUUUUGAGGUGAAAUCUCUCAUAUUCGAUCAGAGUGGCACCUAUCUGGCUUUGGGUGGCACUGAUGUCCAGGUGUAUAUCUGUAAGCAGUGGACAGAGGUUCUCCACUUCACAGAGCAUAGCGGCUUGACAACAGGAGUGGCCUUUGGACACCAUGCUAAGUUCAUUGCUUCAACAGGCAUGGACAGAAGCCUGAAAUUCUACAGCCUGUAGCUUCCUGUAUGUGAAAGGGGUGGAGCUUGUUCUUCACUGUAGUGUUAUAUUGGGGGAACCAUAGGGCAUGGGGGGGGAGGGGAGGGGGGCUGAAUGGGACUUCUAGGUACCUCCAUAGGUUUCCUCUUGGCUCAGGCUACCCAUAGAAUGGAAAGAUGAGCCGUAUAGUAAAUGGAUUUUUCCUCUUCCAUAUUUGUUCUUUUCCAGCUUUGUCUGUGCUGUGAUUGUACCAAUAUUGAGCCAAACCCAUCCAGGCAGGGAUGAGGAUAAAGGGGGGGGGGAUGUGCAGGAGUUUUUUUUAAGCAGCUCUCUAGUUUAAUUAAAAAAAAGCUAUAACAAAA
Molecule: messenger RNA, 2031 nt
Organism: Heteronotia binoei (common prickly gecko)
Lineage: Eukaryota; Metazoa; Chordata; Lepidosauria; Squamata; Gekkonidae
Gene: PRPF19
Product: pre-mRNA processing factor 19
Exons: 16
Coding region: 179-1690 (503 amino acids)
Biological process (GO): protein ubiquitination; DNA repair; mRNA splicing, via spliceosome
Cellular component (GO): cytoplasm; Prp19 complex; U2-type catalytic step 1 spliceosome
Molecular function (GO): ubiquitin protein ligase activity; protein binding
Source: RefSeq, a predicted model, not a curated record